This is a messenger RNA of Symbiodinium natans, 1302 nucleotides long. The record is from the annotation of a GenBank genome assembly. Lineage: Eukaryota; Dinophyceae; Suessiales; Symbiodiniaceae.
AUGGUUGUGCACGCGGGCAGUCCGCAGAACCAGACAGGUCUGAGCUUCUUGCGUGAGGAGCGCUGUGUCUACACACGGGCACCAUCUCAUGCGCCUAGCUGUCACGACGGACGCGUCUAUGAGGUGGAUCUUUGCCAGAAGUUCCCGUGUACGGGGUCUCGGCUGCCCUGCGGAGCGCAGAUUCAGGCCUCAUAUCCGCAGGGCAUGGCCUUUCGCAAUGCCAGCGAGGUCAAGAGCCGGGCAGGGACGGGCCAGGCGUUCACCAGGACUUGUGCACCGCCGAGGCUGGUGGAGACGUUCGCCGAGACGCUUAUUGCAGGCGACCAGGUGCAGAUCAAAUGGAGCCAGCCAGUGCGCUUUGCACCGAGAGGCCGGUCCAAGCAGCAUCGCUUCAGUCUCUGCCACGCCGCUACGCAAGAAUUGGCCUGCCCCAUCGAGAACCAGGUCUUCGACGACGAGUCGAAGGUGUUUCCUUGUACCGGUCCUGGCGGCGACUGCGCCAUCUGGUCCGUCAAGGUGGAUCCGGCGAAGCUGCCAAGCUGCGGAGGCUUCAUUGUGACCGUCGAUGCUGGGGCCGUGGAGUCCGAGGAGGGGACCGGCACCAACGAGUACACCCAAGGGAAGAUCCAGUCGAAGCUCCGCUGCCCGAGGUGGAACGAAGGCAACGCGUGCAGCCUCGUGAAUUCCGACGGGCUGAGGAGCCAGUACAAUGCGACCCAUGUGAGUCCCACGCAGCUUCAGCUGCAGGUGGACAUGGACCACAUGCAAGUGGAGUACAACGUCCUGCCGCCGGACUUCAACUUCACGCUCAGGCGGAUGGCCUCCAAGAGCUACCUGCCCCGCUGUCUCAUCGUGUCACCGCUUCCAGAAUUUAAGGAGAUGCGGAGCUUCAGCGAGUCGCUCUUCGAGUAUGUCCGGCUUGGAGGUCAGCUGUACGUCUUGGGCAGCUCUGCCAAUGUUGAGAUCAUGUCCCAGGCCUUCAAUCUCAGCUUGGAGGCCGCCGAGACUGGCAAUGAGCAAGUGCGGACGAUGCCGGCGCCAAGUGAAGCAAUGGGUUUCGACAGCGGGCUGCCGACGACUCUGCCGGUCAUAAACCAAGUUCUGAGCUUGCGGAUGCCGAAGACGACCUCCAGCAGGGAUGGAGAGGACAUCUCCGUUUCCGGCAUCUAUAGCCGAGGCCAUGUGGUGCCAAGCGAAGGUUCAUUUGGCUUUGGAGUGUUUGAGGUCCGGGUGAGCUUCGGCUUCGCAGAAUACUUGGCCUUUGACUGGUCAGAGUCCUGGAUGUUAGGGUUUAUGGCUUAG